GCUGUCAAGAGGCAUAACCUGACUAAAAUGUGGUUCACGAAGAUCAUUGAUGAAAGGGAGAAAAAUUUGGAUGACAGAGCAUACCGUAACAUCCAGGAGCUUGAGACGUAUUCUGAGAACACUCAGAGUGCUCUCUUGUACCUCAUCUUGGAAAUGCUGGGUGUGAGGGACAUCCAUGCCGACCAUGCCGCCAGUCACAUCGGGAAGGCGCAAGGCAUAGUUACCUGUUUACGAGCAACUCCCUUUCAUAGUUCGAGACAAAAGGUCUUUCUUCCCAUGGACAUUUGUAUGUUGCAUGGAGUUUCACAAGAGGAUUUCAUAAGAGGCAAGCAAGAGAAAAAUGUGAGAGAUGUAAUUUAUGACAUUGCCAGCCAGGCCCAUAUUCAUCUAGAACAUGCUAGAUCUUUCAGUAAGAAAGUUCCUGCGAAGGCAUACCCUGCUUUUUUCUGUACGGUUGCUUUAGAUGAUUAUUUAUGUAAUAUGCAAAAAGUGGACUUCAAUAUAUUUCAUCCGAGCUUACAGAAGAAGAGUACAUUAUUACCAUUGCAUUUGUAUAUUAGAUCUUGGAAAAAAACAUAUUAAAUUUUUCUAAUAUG
Messenger RNA from Eurypyga helias (sunbittern), 596 nucleotides. It is a transcript of the gene NDUFAF6, whose product is annotated as NADH dehydrogenase (ubiquinone) complex I, assembly factor 6. Gene Ontology annotation, cellular component: mitochondrion. The record is from RefSeq and is a predicted model, not a curated record. The transcript is spliced from 6 exons. NCBI's taxonomy places the organism in Eukaryota, Metazoa, Chordata, Aves, Eurypygiformes, Eurypygidae. The annotation marks the transcript as partial. Gene Ontology annotation, biological process: biosynthetic process; mitochondrial respiratory chain complex I assembly.